UCUUAUCACUGGCGAAAUCAUGGCCGCCUCUAAUCGACCAGUGAUAACGCUCCUGCGCUUCUGAAACGACGCGCGUGAUUACAAUCGGACUGAAGAAAUAAUAACUUUCAUGCUUCUGCCACAAAAUGAGUUGAUUUUUAACUGUGAUGGUGGACUCAGUUCCGUGAGUGACGAUGGGAGUGCCGAUGGUGAAGAGGUGCUGCUGCUGCAGCCUGCAGGCGGGCACGCUCAUCAUUGGAUGUUUAUACACGAUAUGGGCGCUCUUGGAGCUAACAAUCUACUGCCUCAUGGUGACCCUGUGGCCAUUAGGCGACGAGAGGAAUAAUGGUUCCGUGUCAGUGCACAAAUUCGUGUUGUACGUCACUGCGGCCGUCGUCAGCGGCGUCCACCUCUUGUGUUCAUUGCUACUCAUCCUAGCUGCUUGGAAGAAACUGCCUUCUCUCACCCUGCCCUGGACGAUUGUGACCGGGAUCAUCACGGCGAUCUACUUCGUGUUCUGCCUCACGGGCAUCAGCCUGGUCAUCCAGGACUCGGGGACCAUCCUGGGCAUUGAGUCAGCUAUCAUCUGCAUUUAUCUCGCCAGGGCUUGUAUUUCAGUAUACUGCAUAGUGAUAGUGCACAGCCGCCACAAGCAGCUGAUGCACGAGGAGGACGAAGAGCGCUUCCAGCACUCCGGCCGGCUCUACAAGGCGGUCCUCAGGGAGGAACACGGCCUGUGAACAAUUCUAGUCAACAAUGUGCUAAAUACGUGUACUUACGCUAUGUUGUAGCAGCAUUUUACAGACUCAUCUAAGUGUUACCCAUUUUGAUGUGAUAGUUUCAUUUAUUUUUAAUGGAUAAAUUUAAAAAAAAUACGGACUAAGUGCCUAGUAAGUAAAUAAAAAAGUUGAGGUCUUGCUGUACCAAUUUGCGAACGUAAGUUGCGUUCAGCGUUCGUUUUAAGUGAAUAACAUUGUUAAUAAUUUAAAUAAAUGUUUUUGUUACACAUACUA
This is a messenger RNA of Ostrinia furnacalis (Asian corn borer), 992 nucleotides long. RefSeq lists its product as uncharacterized. The record is from RefSeq and is a predicted model, not a curated record. The transcript has 4 exons. The coding region runs from base 174 to 719 and encodes 181 amino acids. Lineage: Eukaryota; Metazoa; Arthropoda; Insecta; Lepidoptera; Crambidae.